ACGCGAGCGACUCAUCGCAUUGGUUGCCUCUUCCGCGGUUGAAAUGAAAACGAUUCAUGCUUUUACAAGAUUCGGGAGUUGACACCGAAUGUAAACAGAGCACUUGGUGUUGGCUGGUGGGCUUGUCUGACGAGGAAGACUCGCACUGACAGAGAGCCGUCUGCGCGAUACCACUCGUUGACGAGCGGCCCAUCCCUCCGCCGCUCAGCAGUCCCACUCAGCUCCAGACUGGAAACAAGCGCCGCAGGACGGGAGACUAGCCAAGCAUUCCCGGGACUUGUUUGACUCUUUGGACGUCACCGCGCGCGUUUGGAAGGAUACAAGAGUGCGGCCGACAUGGGUUCGCUCCCUGCGAUAUCGGCCCUGGUUCUGGGGGUCGUGGUUCCGGCGGUGGCUGGGUACAUUGAGGCACUGGCAGCUAACGCAGAGACGCGCUUAGCCGUUGCAGAACCGCAGGUGGCGAUGUUCUGUGGCAAACUCAACAUGCACGUCAACAUUCUGACCGGCCGCUGGGAGCCGGACCCACAGGGAACCAAGGGCUGCGUUGGAACCAAAGAGGAAGUGCUGCAGUACUGCCAGGAGGUGUAUCCGGAUAUGCAGAUCACCAACGUGGUGGAGGCCAACCAGCCAAUCCACAUCGAGAACUGGCGCCGGAGGGACAAGGGGUCCAAGGAACACGCCCACGUCGUGGUGCCUUUCAAGUGUCUGGUGGGCGAGUUUGUCAGCGAUGUUCUGCUGGUUCCAGAGAAGUGCAAGUUCUUCCACAAGGAGAGGAUGGACAUGUGCAUCAGCCACCAGCAGUGGCACGCUGUGGCCAAGGAGGCCUGUUCCAAGAGCUCCACUGUCCUCCACAGCUACGGCAUGUUGCUGCCAUGCGGCAUCGACGAGUUCUACGGCACCGAGUACGUCUGCUGCCCCUCGGCCUCCCGAGCCAGCGAGAGCAACCCUGCUCCAUCCAAUGAGGACGACCGGGAGGAGGAGGAGGAGGACGAGGACAUCAACAUGGACGACAUGAACACGGAGGACGACAUUGUGAAGAGUGAGUCUCCCGCCGACAAGCAGUCCACACAGAAGGAGGAGCCACUGGAGGAGGAGGAGGAGGAAGUGGAGGAUGAGGUUGAGCAAGAUGAGGAUGAGGAGCAGUACCAAUACAUCUACGAGGAUGAAGAGUCUGAGAAGGAUGAUGAUGAUGAGGGGGAGGAGGAGCGGGUGGACACCAGCAGGAUGCUGGGGAGUCCGAAUGAAGACAAGACUCUGCAGGAAGUGAAAGCCGUGUGCUCUCUGGAAGCUGAGACGGGCCCCUGCAGGGCCUCCAUGCCCCGCUGGCACUUCGACAUGAGUCAGAAGAAGUGUGUGCGCUUCAUUUACGGGGGCUGUGCUGGCAACCGCAACAAUUUCGACUCGGAGGAGUACUGCAUGGCCGUGUGCAAGCGCCUCACCGUGCCGCCGACCCCUCAGCCCACAGACGACGUGGACAUCUACUUUGAGACGCCGGCUGACGACAAAGAGCACAGUCGCUUCCAGAGGGCCAAGGAGCAGCUGGAGAUCAGGCACCGCAACCGCAUGGAGAGGGUGAGGAAGGAGUGGGAGGAGGCCGACCGCCAGGCCAAGAACCUGCCUAAAGCCGAGAGACAGACUUUGAUCCAGCACUUCCAGGCCAUGGUGGAGUCCCUGGAGGAGGAGGCAGCCAGUGAGAAGCAGCAGCUGGUGGAGACUCACCUGGCCAGGGUGGAGGCCAUGCUGAACGACCGCCGCCGCCUGGCCCUGGAGAACUACCUGGCCGCCCUUCAGGCUGACCCGCCGCGGCCUCACCGCAUCCUUCAGGCCCUGCGCCGGUAUGUCCGAGCUGAGAACAAAGACCGGCAGCACACCAUCCGACACUACCAGCACGUGCUGGCUGUCGACCCCGAGAAGGCAGCGCAGAUGAAGUCCCAGGUGAUGACCCACCUGCGUGUGAUCGAGGAGAGGAUGAACCAGAGCCUGUCGCUGCUCUACAAAGUUCCCUACGUGGCUGAGGAGAUCCAGGACGAGAUCGAUGAGCUGCUGCAGGAGCAGAAGGCUGACAUGGAUCAGUUCCUGUCCUCCUUCUCGGAAUCACAGCCGGACCUCACCACAUCGGAGGAGGAGAGCGUGGAGGUUCCUGAGCCAGAGGGGAAACCGUACCGGCCCUUCAAGGUCAAUACUCUGGGGUCGCAACCAGAACCUGAAGGAGAUUUAUCAGACUCGCCACGUGCCUUCAAGAAAGGCUCUGCCAUGUCGGGUCUGGACGGUCUGAUCGGCGCUGAGGAGAGGAUCAUCAACAGCAAAGCCAAGAUGAGCAACAACGUGGUGAUUGAUGAGUCUCUGGAUGUUAAGGAAGUGGUUUACAGUGCGGAGAGAGUCCGUGUUGUUCACGAGGACCAGCUGGAGGCCUUCCGCCCGCUCAGGGAGGACUUCGGCUCCGGCAGCAGCGCUCUGAUCGGCCUGCUGGUGAUCGCCGUGGCCAUAGCAACGGUCAUUGUCAUCAGUCUGGUGCUCCUGAGGAAGCGACAGUACGGCACCAUCAGCCACGGCAUCGUGGAGGUCGACCCCAUGCUGUCCCCGGAGGAGCGGCACCUCAACAAGAUGCAGAACCACGGCUACGAGAACCCCACCUACAAAUACCUGGAGCAGAUGCAGGUCUAACCAGGAGGCGGGGGCGGGGGAAGUGGAGGGGUGACAGAGGACAGCACCGGAGGGGAACAUACUACUGACCAAUAGCACAACAUCUCGAAUCAUCUACUGGAAUGUUGAAGCAACAAUCCUGAAUAACGCUUCUACUACUCUUGUUUUUAUUUCACGCCAGAGAAAACUUUUGUUGUAACUGUCGAUCAAGAUGUAAAACUUUCUUCAGGUGUUUUUAUUGGCUUUUGCAACUGGAAGCUAAAUCUGUGUUUUUAAAGCAGCCAUCUUCUCUCCUCUCCAGCUCGCUUGGAUAUGAAGGCUCUUUGUACGACUUUGGUGUAUAGUGAACGCAGAGAUGAGUACGGCUCGUCAUCUCUUUGUAACAAUGGUUUAAAUAUAUAUAUAUAUAUAUCUAAA
Messenger RNA from Synchiropus splendidus (mandarinfish), 3060 nucleotides. RefSeq names its product amyloid beta (A4) precursor-like protein 2 (gene aplp2). Bases 337 to 2664 code for a protein of 775 amino acids. Gene Ontology annotation, molecular function: heparin binding; transition metal ion binding; serine-type endopeptidase inhibitor activity. Lineage: Eukaryota; Metazoa; Chordata; Actinopteri; Syngnathiformes; Callionymidae. Gene Ontology annotation, cellular component: membrane. The transcript is spliced from 18 exons. The record is from RefSeq and is a predicted model, not a curated record. Gene Ontology annotation, biological process: central nervous system development; axonogenesis.